UGAUUUUUAAUGAGUGGCUCUAUGCUACGUGGCAACUGCAAAUGGCACGAGGGAGUUCUGUGUUUGUUGUCUCUACAGUCUCCAGAGAACAUAUAUUUUGUUUACAAGGCAAACCAUUUAUAAAUGCCAAAUCCUGCAAAUUCUAGCUGGAACGAGACCAGGAAAUAGCUCCACUGCAGAGUUUACCAUGGGCUGGUUCUGCCCAAGACUGUCUAUUCCGCAGGAACACCCUCUGCUCAUAUCCACAUCCAUACAAGGUCCCAGGCUUGGCACCAUGUACCCCAUGCUGCACCCUGGAUGUUCCCAGCACUAUUUUAAGAACUGUUUUGUUGCGUGUUAUUAGCAGGUUUGUUUGUAAUUCCUGACCUCCCAAAUGUUCUUAGUCCAUUAAUUUAGUGAGUUAAGGCAUUUCUGGCUCAAUGUGCUCCUCAUUCCCAUUUACUCCAUCCAGCCCGUGUCAGAGUACGGAUCAGUCCAGUGGGAUGAGGCACCCCUAUUUUAGGCAGAAUUAUUAUUAUUGCAGCAGGGCUCGGUUUGAGUACAUGCACCAGUAUGGACAGCACCUUGUGACCCUGGGAAGGUAGAACAUGACUCAGAGUUCCUGUCACUGAAAGCUGGCUUUCACAAAGCUCUGAGAGGAAUGUCUUCCCACCAUAGGACAGCAGCACAGAGAUUGGAAGCUGGUUGGCUCUGAGUGUUGCCGAGCCAAUUUGUCACUGUCACAUCAGUUCUCAGUGGAAAAGGCAUCUGAGGGGAGCGGCACUGUGGCUCAUCCAGGAUGAAGCAACAUUACCAAGACAUUGCUAAAAUAGUUGCUUUCAUGAAGAGAGAAAUACUUCCAGCUGCCCAGAUCCUCUAAACUGUGACAAGCACCAUUAUUUUUUGGGAUGAAACUUCCUGCCUUCUGCUUUGAUUGGAGCACCUUAUGCUAAUAGUACAGAAGGUGAAAGAAGUUGGUUUACUAAUUAGUUACAGAACUGAAUGUGUCUGUGUUCCACCACCCAACAACAAGAUGCUGCUGCCAACCACUCUUAGUGUUAUUCACACAGCGGUGCUUUCCUCCUCCUCCAUGCCCUUGGCCAGAACAACAGGUCCUGGUGGGAGCCCCAGGAAUCAGCCUGGAGCCUGGUAACUCAAGGAGAUCACAGAAUCAAUUAGAUAAUCAAUUUCAACCUGACAUCACCAUGUCAACCAGUGAGUGGUGAGUGUCAUGUCCUCUCUUUCCACAAACACCUCCAGAUGGUGACUCUACCACCUCCCUGGGCAGUCCACUCCAAUGUCUAAUCAUCCCUUCCGCAAAGAAAUUCAUCCUAAUGUCCAACCUGAUCUUCCCUUGGCUUUAAGACUGUGUCUUCUUGCCCUAUACCCGGCUGCUGGGGAGAAGAAGCCGACCCUGGCUACAACAGCCUCCUUGUGCACAGCUUAGGACAAGCCCACUGCUGCUCCCUUCUGCAGCUGGGCACUCGGCCCUGGCUUUACCCUCAUGCCUGCUGAGGUUUGUAAGCAAACCAGCCCGGCUGUAGCCUACAGGUGAGUGUUGCUCAGGGUAGGACAGCCUUGAGGCCAUGGCCAUCGCUUGACAGAGUUCAAGAAGUAUUUGGAUGACAGUCUCAGGCACACAGUGGGGUUCUUGGGGUUGUCCUGUGCAGGGCUGAGAGAUGGACUCCAUGGGUCUCUUCCAGCUCAGGAGAUUCUGCGAUUCUCCUGGGCUGCCGCUCACGACCAAGAUGGGAGGCCUCUCCUGGGGUGUGAUCCAGCCCUCCCUCAGCCUAUGUCCGUGUGCAUUCCCUCGUGUGCCCGUCCCCACUGAUAUGCCCGCCUGUGGCAGUGCCAAGAGAAUGGUGCCAGACUCUUCGGUGGUGCCCAGAGACAGCAGGAGGAGCAAUGGCCAUAACUAAAGUCCAAGAAAUUCCACCUCAGCGUGAGUAAGAACUUCUUUACGUUGAGGGUAGCAGAGCACUAAAACAGACUGCCUAGGGAGGGCGUGGAGUGUCCCUCUCCGGAGACAUUCAAAACCCGCCUGGACGCGUUCCUGUCACCUGCUCCAGGUGAUCCUGCUUUGAGCCGGAGUGAUCCGCACAGCUCCUUCCAGCCCAAACAAUUCUGGACUGCGUGCCGCGGCGGGGCGGUCUGGGCUGGGGGGGCGGCCGCCCUCCCUCUCUCCCAGCUUCCCUUCCUCCCUCCCUCCUUUCCUCCCUCCCUCCUUUCCUCCCUCGCUCCCUCCCCUCCCUGGGCGGACCGGAGGCGGCUGCGGGAGCCGCUCCGUCCCCGCUCUGCCGGCGCUCUGUGGUUUAAGAUGGCGGCGGGGGCUGCGGGGGCGAGCCCGUGAGCCCCAGCCCGGAGCGCCGCGGGAGCCGCCGGCAGCGGCCGCGGGAGGACCGGGGCGCGCCUGCCGGGCCGGGAGCGGCGGGAGCGGCGGGAUGUGAGCGCGGCCCGCCAUGGGGCAGCAGGUGGGCCGCGUCGGGGAGCCGGGCGCGGGGCUCCAGCACCAGCCGCCGCCGCAGCAGCAGCAGCAGCCGCGGGGACUGCGGGGGAGCAGCGCGGCCAGGCCGGCGGGCCGCCGGCGGGAGGCGUCCGGGCGCUCCGCAGAGGGAGGAUUCAACGUCUUCACCCAGCACGAGGCCCUGCACCGCCCCUACGGCUGCGACGUUGAGCCCCAGGCCCUGAACGAAGCCAUCAGAUGGAGCUCCAAGGAGAACCUGCUCGGAGCCACUGAGAGCGACCCCAAUCUCUUUGUUGCACUUUACGAUUUUGUAGCAAGUGGAGACAACACACUCAGCAUCACCAAAGGUGAGAAGUUGCGAGUUCUGGGUUACAACCAGAAUGGUGAAUGGAGUGAGGUACGUUCGAAGAAUGGGCAGGGCUGGGUCCCCAGCAACUACAUCACACCAGUGAACAGCCUGGAGAAGCACUCGUGGUACCACGGGCCGGUGUCGCGCAGCGCCGCCGAGUACCUGCUGAGCAGCCUCAUCAACGGCAGCUUCCUGGUGCGCGAGAGCGAGAGCAGCCCGGGGCAGCUCUCCAUCUCGCUCAGGUACGAAGGACGCGUUUACCACUACAGGAUCAACACCACCUCCGAUGGCAAGGUCUAUGUGACAGCAGAAAGCCGUUUCAGCACGCUGGCAGAGCUGGUGCACCAUCACUCGACGGUGGCAGAUGGCCUGGUGACAACUCUGCAUUACCCAGCACCCAAGUGCAAUAAACCCACCGUGUAUGGGGUGUCCCCCAUCCACGACAAGUGGGAGAUGGAGCGCACCGACAUCACCAUGAAGCACAAGCUCGGGGGAGGCCAGUAUGGAGAGGUCUACGUGGGGGUCUGGAAGAAAUACAACCUCACAGUGGCUGUGAAAACGUUAAAGGAAGAUACCAUGGAGGUGGAAGAGUUCUUGAAAGAAGCUGCUGUGAUGAAGGAGAUCAAGCACCCAAAUCUAGUGCAGUUGUUGGGUGUGUGCACGCUGGAGCCCCCGUUUUACAUCGUGACGGAGUACAUGCCCUACGGGAACCUGCUGGACUACCUGCGGGAGUGCAACCGCGAGGAGGUCAGCGCCGUGGUGCUGCUCUACAUGGCCACCCAGAUCUCCUCUGCCAUGGAGUACCUGGAGAAGAAGAACUUCAUCCACAGGGACCUGGCAGCACGGAACUGCUUAGUUGGAGAAAACCACGUGGUGAAGGUGGCUGACUUUGGCUUGAGUCGACUCAUGACUGGUGAUACCUACACAGCCCAUGCUGGGGCCAAGUUCCCAAUCAAGUGGACAGCUCCUGAGAGCCUGGCCUACAACACCUUUUCAAUCAAAUCAGAUGUGUGGGCCUUUGGGGUGCUGUUAUGGGAAAUUGCUACCUAUGGGAUGUCACCGUACCCAGGCAUUGACCUCUCUCAGGUGUAUGAUCUGCUGGAAAAGGGCUAUCGGAUGGAGCAGCCGGAGGGCUGCCCUCCCAAGGUGUACGAACUGAUGAGGGCAUGCUGGAAGUGGAACCCUCCAGACCGACCUUCCUUUGCUGAGACCCACCAGGCUUUUGAAACCAUGUUCCACGACUCAAGCAUCUCAGAGGAGGUAGCAGAGGAGCUUGGAAGAACAGCCUCGUCCUCAUCCAUAGUUCCUUACCUGCCCCGCCUACCCAUGCUCCCCUCCAAGACAAGAACGCUGAAGAAGCAGGCAGAGAACAAGGAGAACAUUGAGGGAGCACAGGACACCGUGGAGCACUCGGCCUCCAGCUCAGCACCAGGUUUCAUCAGAAGCACACAGCCCACAGGCGGGUCCCCCGCACUGCCCCGCAAGCAGAGGGACAAGUCCCCCAGCAGCCUCCUGGAGGAUGCCAAAGAGACCACGUUCACCAGGGACAGGAAAGGGGGCUUCUUCAGCUCCUUCAUGAAGAAGAGGAAUGCUCCCACGCCUCCCAAGCGCAGCAGUUCCUUCCGGGAGAUGGAGAACCAGCCCCACAAGAAAUACGAGCUGACGGGUAACUUCUCCUCUGUCGCUUCCUUGCAGCACGUGGACGGGUUCUCCUUUGCUCCCGCGCAGCAGGACACGAGCCUGGCACCCCCCAAGUGCUACGGAGGGGCCUUUGUGCAGAGGGCCUUCUACAGCGAGGAGGGCACUGGGCCCAGCGGUGCUGGGGCUGUGAGCACUGGUGGAGGGUGGUCGGGCAUCACUGGCUUCUUUACGCCACGCUUGAUUAAAAAGACGCUGGGUUUACGAGCAGGAAAACCCACUGGCAAUGAAGAAGCUUCAAAGCCUUUUCCAAGGUCAAACUCUACAUCUUCCAUGUCCUCAGGGCUUCCAGAGCAGGAUAGGAUGGCAAUGACCCUUCCCAGAAAUUCCCAGAGGUCAAAAAUCCAGCUGGAACGGACUGUGUCCACCUCCUCCCAGCCCGAUGAGAGCACAGGGAGGGCCAGUGACCUGAUUCCCAAAAGGUUUGAAGAAGGCCCUGCUUUGACCAGAGAGAGACCAAAAGCAAAACUCUUGCCAAGGGGAGCCACGGCGCUCCCUUUCCGAACUCCCUCCGCAUCGGAAGAAAAGGAGGGUCCAGGGCUAGUGGCAGCUCCUAAGGGCAAAGAAAAAAACAGCGGCCCACGACAAGGGGCCCUUGAGGAUGGCGAGAGGCCGGGGUGGUCGUCUCCGGUAAAGGCUGCAGCAAUACUUCCAACCACUCAUAACCACAAAGUGCCAGUCCUAAUCUCACCCACUCUAAAACACACUCCAGCAGACGUGCAGCUCAUUGGCACAGACUCUCAGGGUAAUAAAUUUAAGCUCUUAUCUGAGCAUCAGGUCACUUCUUCCGGCGACAGGGACCGGCCCAGACGGGUAAAACCAAAGUGUGCUCCACCUCCCCCGCCGGUGAUGCGGCUCCUGCAGCAGCCAGCUGCCUGCUCGGAUGCAGCAGAGGAGCCGAGCGGCGUGGUGGGAGCGCAGCACGGACUGGAAUGCAGCGAAGGGAGUAAGAAGGCAGCAGCAGCAGCAGCACCUGUCAGUGGAAAAUCUGGGAGGCCCGUGAUGCCUCCGCCCCAAGUGCCUCUGUCAUCGUCUUCCACGUCCCCGGUGAAAAUGGCCAACGGCACGGCCAAGGUAGCGCUGAGAAAGACCAAACAGGCAGCCGAGAAAAUCCCCGCGGACAAGAUCAGCAAGGAGGCGCUGCUGGAGUGCGCCGACCUCCUCUCCAGCGCCAUCGCCGAGCCCACGCCCAACAGCCAGCUGGUGGACACGGGGCACCAGCUGCUGGAUUACUGCUCAGGCUACGUGGACUGCAUCCCGCACACGCGCAACAAGUUUGCCUUCCGGGAAGCCGUGAGCAAACUGGAACUCAGCCUGCAGGAGCUGCAGGUGUCCUCGACAGCUGCCGGCGUCCACGGGGCGAACCCCGUCCUUAAUAACUUAUUGUCAUGUGUCCAAGAAAUCAGUGAUGUGGUGCAAAGGUAGCUACUGUCAAUCUGGGUAAGAGAAACACACACGGGGAGGGCGGGACUGUUUUUCUGUACUGAUGCUUUCAAAAGGAAAGACUGAUACUUGAGUAUGUGAAGUACCUCAGAUCACUGAGUUCUCCUCACGUUUACAGGUUCAUCUCAAAAGAUUGGGGAUGGAGAGGGUAGAUUAAAGCUGUAAGGGGCAGAACAUCAAGGAUCUGUCCCUACCUAGUCAGGCUGAUCUGCUUGGUAUGGCAAGGGAAAGAAGGUUCCUUCUCCUUCCCUGGAGAGGCAGGAGAACCGAUGGCAGGUUCUGCCUCUGGGCAGGACGGUGAUGACAGCCGGAGUGCUGGGGUGGCUGCGGCUGCCUGGCUGCACAGAGCCUGCCCUGGCUGCACUCACCUGUGCUUUGCUGUCCUGCCAAGGCUGAGGAAAGGCACUGGGGCUCUGCUGGUACCACCAGCAGAGCAGCCGGAGCGGCUCCGGCGGGGAGUCGUGUGCAGCUGAGGGAAAGGUCUAAUGCACUGACAGUAUUCAGAGCUGCUGGAGGUGGAUGCACUGGUCUGGAUGGCUUGACUUCCACAGCGCUGUUGCUGCUGUAAUGAGAACUGCAAAAUUAGUUAAUAUAUGAAACUGUCCCUUUUCCCUCCCGUCCACCUCAUCCACCACGUUCUCAUCGUCAUUGGAUUGGAAGCGUCAGGGAUGCUGGGCAGACUUACCACUGGAAUUCCCCUUCCCACCACACAGCCUUCACUCAGCUCGUACCUAUUUCUAGUGGUCUAGCACAGCUGCUGCUUGAUGGUCAUUUUUGAGUAGUUUGGGGCUCUUGCACAACUUGCCAGUGUUGUUGUUAGGGUGGGUGGGCUCUUUCUUUUUUUAAGCUCUAGAUUGUUUUUAACUUGUUACCAGGUUGACUCCCCAGUUCAGUUUGAUCACCGUGAGGACCCUUGGUAGGUAAGGCAGAGCCUCUGUCCCCCUGGCUGUUCUCCACACUCCUUUAGCAGUCACAGCACUGGAGGGCCAGAAAGUACAGCCUAGCCUGCCCACCACUGUCCUUACUGCUGCAGGAUUCCUGCACCUGUCCCUAACCCUUCACACUGCCAGAUUCCUGGGAUUUGUUCUGGUGCUCACCUGUCUCAUGGGCUUUCAGCUUCCCUGCAUCCCACGGUGAUAAAUUGUGGCAGCACACAGGAAACACCACAGGCAUCUCCAUGUUUUUAUUCCCAUAUUUUAAAGGCUAGACCAGAAUCUUGUGCUGUGGUGUAGGGAAGGUGCACAUAACCUGUGCACUCUGCCUGAGGCAUGGCAACAAAGGCUGAGGCUCUACCCUGAAGGGCUCCCACUGGGUCUCCAAUGCCCUCUACCAAUGAGAGCAGCUGAGUGGUUGCCAUUGUCAUCCUUGGUCCUGAUGCUGUUUGCAGACUGUUGUGGCCUCAAACAGCUGCCUGUGUCUGCACACAACUCCCCGAGGUGGAAAUGUUCUGGCAAGUAGAAAAAGCUCAGUUGCUGGUUUAUGAGAGGAAAGGGGCCUGAAACGUGGCUCCAAAUACACCUCACCUGCAUGCUGCUGCUCACUUCACACUGCUGGUGGUAGAGGAUCUUGCUUGCUUUGCACCUUAAGUUUUUGGGGUUUUUUUGCUAAAACACUUUUUAAACUUGUUUUUCAAGUGUGGCUGUGCUGCUUUUAGUCUGAGCAUUUCGAGUGGAGCUGUGGCACAGGUGGGCACUUAGACGAUGGGCACUUCCAUUUCUGUCUAGAAGGACAGGUUGGUGCUUGGAAGCAGGCUGGGUGUCUCAGCAAGUGUCCUUGUUUUUUCCACAGAGUAUAGCGAGACAGGCCUGGAAAAACCUUUAGAAAUGGGCUGGUGUCUGAGAAUCCUCAUUUCAUUACUGGUCUGAGCUAAGCAAAGUUGUUUCAGGGUGCAUGGAGGUACAGCAGAGGAGCAGCAUGUGAGGUACAAGGGACCAGUGAGGUACUGUGGCCCAGUAAAUGAAGGGGUGUGGGGAAAGAACCAAGCAACCCCUUGUGCUGGCAUGUCCUGAUUCCCUGCAGCCCUCAGGGCUGUCCCAGAGCUCUUCACAGGCACAGUACCAGCCCCUUAUCUCCUAGACUUUACUGAGGGCUUUUGUGGUUUACCUUAUCUCUCAGUCAUCUUCAUGGAAGGAGUGCAUCCAAACUAGCUGCCUUUGGAAAGGUGACCUGCAAAGGGAAGGUGGCCUGUGGCAUUGCUUCACAUGGCCUGUCAAACAAUCAGAAGGACUUAGAAGGUGGGGGGCUCUCUUUUCUUUGGGGCAGGAGGGCAGGUCUGGCUUACCCUGGCAGACCAUUACAUGGUUCCAUCAUUGUACUGCUGCUCAGCCUGGGACAAAGGGGCUGGAACUGAAGGGGUUCCAGGGGAAAGGCAUUUUAACCAGAACACGUUAAAGCUUAGCCCAAAUCUGAUGAGUACUUUGAAAGUUUAUUUUUUCCUAAAUGCUAGUCUUCCAGAAAACCUACAGCAAAAGUAGAUAGAAUAGCAAUAUGGAAUUUCUAACUACUCAAACUCCCCUCUUGCAGCCCUUUCUGAAGAAAGCAGCUGUGUCCCAAUGAACCCUGGCUAUCCCCACUUCCUUUCAGAGGCCCCAUUUUCUCCUUGCCCCUGCAGCAGAGAUGGGCAGGGACAGGGCAGCAUCCAACUGCUUUUCCAGAGUCACAGAAUGGCUGAGGUUGGAAGGGCCUUCGGAGGUCACCUGGUCCAAACACUCUACCCAAGGGCCACCAAGAGUCACCUGUGGGGACCAUGUCCAAGCAGCGUUUGGGCAUCUCCAGGCACAGAGGCUCUGCAGCUUCUGUGCCCAACACAGGAGCUGGUUUAGUUAUGACCCCUCCUGUGACUCAAAAACAGAGGCCAGUGGAAUUUGGGGAUUCACCUGUUGUCACUCAUGCAAAGUGUUUUCUCUGCUCUUACCCAUCAUCCAACAUCAGGCAGAUUGUGGCAGAGGUAGUGCUGACUUGACAGGGUUUUUUUCCCCUAAAUUGAAGGCUGCAGAAUUGCUGGGACUGCUGCUGCCCUAGAGUGUUUUAUUCCCAAACUGCAAUGUCCCCCUGUCCUCUAGAAGGAUAGUAAAAGGAUGCUCUCUGGGAAAGCUGGUUCUGCUGUAAUUUACCAUCCACUUGUUCUUCCUUCCACAGCUACUCCUAAAACUUUUACCAUUCCCUUUCCCUUUAGCUGGGUCUGGCUUUCUCUUCAGCCUUAAAGGUCUCCACUGUGGCCAAUUCUCUGUUUUCAGCCAGAUGUGCAAAGGAACCUGUGGGUGCUGAUACCAUUAUUUGUCCCAGUGAAGAGCACUUCGUGCUCCAUGGUUUGGGCCAGGGGACAAGGCAUAAAUCCUGUUGUUUCUUUGCCUCAGUAUUGUCAGACAGCUGGGGGGCACAGCUGGAGCUGGGCUUUAAAUUCUGGCUGCUGAAAUAGGCCAGAAUUUAAAGUCUUUGCCACAGGGAUGGCACCCACCAAGCCAAGCACAAUGCUCAGAGUGAGCUCAGGGGGCACUUUGCUCUUGCUACCACUGUGGGAAUUAGCUGAUCCACAGGUGCAAUUCUCUCUUCUUCCUGCACUGUACACCCUUCUUAACCCCCAAGUGGUGCACUUGAUUUAGUCAUGGUCUUCAUUAGUGUGGGCAGGGGUGAAGCUGAGCUCAGUCUGGGUCUUGGGACUGCACCAAACUCAGCCAGUGGCAAAGGGGAACUGAAGGGAGCAGCGCGGCUGCUGCAGAGCACAGCAGGGAGGGAGGGAGGGCUGUGCUUGUCCUCCUCAGGACAUCUCUCCUGGGUGCCACUGGCCUCGUGACUGUGAGCCACACACAAGUGUUGGCAUUGUCAGGGUGCUUCUGCAGGAGCUGUGGGGCACAGGGAACCAAACCCCACAGUGGAGACAGAGCAGAGGGGGGUGGGUCACACUGUGCAACCUCAGAGCAAUCCCAGCCCCCACGGCCUGCCUGAGGCAGCCUUUUCCUCUGGGCAUCCGCAGCUGACAGGCACCAGGGACUCCAGAGGGUGCUGGUUACAAACCCAGCAGUGCUGCCCUCUCGUGUGACACGCUCAGCUCAGCCCUGCUGCUCACCAGGAGCUGCAAGGUGGAAACUGCAGCAUGUGUGGAACCUCCCCGGGGUUGUGCUGCAGCUCCCUGGGAUGCAGAACAAAGCCCUCAGCCCGUUCUCUGGUGGUAGGAAACAGGAGGUUCUGGGACACUGCCUUGUUUCUCACGGCUCCACGCUGAGCAAUGUCUGUACCAAAGGAGGUCGUUCUUCCCCGUGUGUCUGCUGUGCACAGGAGGAGCCCGCUGGGCUCACACGGCACUGUUUGUAUUGGGAUUGAGGGCAGGAAUGGAUUGAAAUGAAACACGUUAAUCACCAAUCACUCUUAGCAGUGUUGUCAACUGUUUUUGUUUUUUUAAUUGUUAUUGUAAUAUAUUUUGGUUGUUUUUCUAAUUUAAUUCUCUCACUAUCGUCUGACUGUGAACUGCGAACAGUGUUAAACUUGAUGUAAAUAAGGCCCUUGGAAGGGCCUCUUUGCCUGUCGUUCCACAAAGUUUUGCCAAUUUGCAUUUUGUUUUAAAUAAAGGUUGCAAUAUUUUAUUGGCAAAAAGCA
Molecule: messenger RNA, 10526 nt
Organism: Prinia subflava (tawny-flanked prinia)
Lineage: Eukaryota; Metazoa; Chordata; Aves; Passeriformes; Cisticolidae
Gene: ABL2
Product: ABL proto-oncogene 2, non-receptor tyrosine kinase
Exons: 11
Coding region: 2439-5915 (1158 amino acids)
Biological process (GO): protein phosphorylation; regulation of apoptotic process
Molecular function (GO): non-membrane spanning protein tyrosine kinase activity; ATP binding; protein binding
Source: RefSeq, a predicted model, not a curated record